CAUCUAGUCUAAAAAUAGCGCCAGUCUGCGGCGCAGCCAAGAGGAAGCAGUUUGCUCUUGGAUUCUUUGAGCGUCGUCCGCAAUGUUUUGACCGAAACUUAUUCAAAAUGGGCAUAAUGAACCAUUCGUUUUUACUCGUGGGCCUCUUUCUGGGCCUCGCAUCCACGGGUUGGGCCGCGCUUUACCCGGAACUGGUGCACAUCGGCGGACUCUUCCAUCCCGAAGACAAUUUGCAGGAAAUCGCCUUUAGGUAUGCCGUCGAGAGGGUGAAUAUGGACAGGACCGUGCUGCCCAAAACCACCCUGGUGCCCAUUAUCGAGCACGUUCCAACCUUGGACAGCUUCAAGACUGCCCAGAAAGUUUGCAACUUGGCAGGCAGGGGUGUGGCUGCGAUUUUCGGGCCACAGUCGAGGACGACUGCUGGCAUGGUGCAGUCGAUUUGCGACAAUAAGGAAAUCCCGCACAUCCAAACACAUUGGGACCCGAAAGAAGUCCCUCCAAACAGUGUCCAGAUAAAUAUGUAUCCGGAGCCGCACAUCUUCGCUUUGGCCUUGAAAGCGGUGGUCAGGGAUAUGGGUUGGAAAACAUUUACAGUUUUGUAUCAACGCCACGAGGCGCUGAUCCGACUGCAGGAGGUGCUCAAAGACCACGGUCCAAGCGACCCUCCUGUCACAGUCCGCCAAUUGGAUGAGGGAAACGACUUCAGGCCGUUGCUGAAGCAAGUGCAGGCUUCGUCCGAGUCUCAUAUAAUAUUAGACUGUGACAUUGACAAAAUAAUAGAAAUUCUACGCCAAGCCAAAGAAGUCAAAAUGAUGGAGGACUACCAAAGCUAUCUCAUUAUCACAAUGGAUUUGCACAUUGUCGAUUUAGAAGAGUUUCGUUACGGCAGAACGAACAUCACGUCUCUCAGAAUUUUGGACCCGACCAGUCAGGACGUGCAAAAUGUCGUUCAGGACUGGAUUUUCGGUGAAAUGCGGAGGGGCCGAGUUUUGCAACUAACAGCCAGUCAAGUGACAACUGACGUGGCUUUAAUGUACGAUGCCGUGCACCUUUUUGCGCGCGCCCUCCAUGAUUUGUCGUCUUCGCAGCGAAUCAAUAUCAAGCCGCUGAGCUGCGACAAACAGGACACUUGGCCGCACGGCUACAGCUUGAUCAAUUACAUGAGAGUCAUGGAGACCAAGGGGUUGACUGGGCCUGUCAAAUUUGACAACGUCGGCCUCCGAACUGAUUUUACCCUGGAUCUGGUCGAGUGGCAAAGAGGAAGCUUGAUCAAAAGUGCCACUUGGGAUCCGCAGAUAGGAAUCAACCACACCAUUUCUGACAGCGAAAUAAGGAAUUUGAUUAUUGAAAAUCUCCAAAAUAAGACGUUCAUCGUUUCGUCACGAAUUGGUGCUCCAUACCUGAUGUUCAAAACGAAUGGCGAAAAGCUCACGGGAAAUGAUAGAUUUGAAGGAUACUCGAUUGAUCUAAUUGAUGGAAUUUCGCAAAUCUUGGGCUUUAAAUACGAGUUCCAGCUAGUUCCGGAUGGCCGCUAUGGAAGCUACAAUCCGGUCACCAAAAAAUGGGACGGUUUAGUCAAACAACUUUUAGAAAGGAAAGCCGAUCUCGCUAUUUGUGAUUUAACUAUAACAUACGAUAGAGAAGGGGCCGUUGAUUUUACCAUGCCUUUCAUGAAUCUAGGUAUUAGCAUUCUCUACAGCAAGCCUGUGAAGCAGCCACCAAACUUAUUCUCCUUCCUUUCUCCACUAUCCGUCGACGUUUGGCUCUACAUGGCCACAGCAUACCUGGGAGUCUCUGUUAUUUUGUACUUCUUGGCCAGAAUUACCCCUUAUGAAUGGACCAGUCCUCACCCUUGCAACAAUGAACCCGAAGAACUGGAAAAUAACCUCACUCUAUGUAACCUGAUUUGGCAUAAUUGUGGUUCAAUCAUGCAGCAAGGCUCAGAUAUUGCCCCAAAGGCCGUGUCGACCAGAAUGGUGGCUGGCAUGUGGUGGUUUUUCACCCUGAUCAUGAUUUCGUCCUACACCGCCAAUCUAGCCGCUUUCCUGACCGUCGAGAGGAUGGACGCCACCAUCGAGUCGGCCGAGGACUUGGCCAAGCAGACCAAAAUCAAAUACGGAGCCGUGUCUGGAGGCUCGACCCUCUCCUUUUUCGCUAACUCGAACUUUUCGCUCUACCAAAAAAUGUACUCAUUCAUGGAGCAGACGAGGCCGAGCGUGUUUGUGUCAAACAAUGCCGAGGGCGUCGAGCGCGUGGCGAAAAGCAAACGAACCUACGCCUUUUUCAUGGAAUCCACUUCCAUCGAAUACGUGGUCGAGAGGAACUGCGACCUGCAGCAAGUCGGCGGGCUGCUCGACUCCAAGGGAUACGGGGUAGCCAUGCCCUUGAAUUCGCCUUACCGCACUGCUAUUAGUGGCGCCGUGUUGAAGCUGCAAGAGGAGGGCAAAUUGUACGCGCUUAAAAAUAAAUGGUGGAAAGAAAUGCACGGCGGCGGAGCUUGCAAGCAAAGCGUGGCCGUGGCGAGUGCCGGUCCUGAACUCGGCAUGUCCAACGUCGGCGGCGUUUUCGUCGUUCUAAUCGGCGGCAUGAUGGGCUCGUUGAUCGUCGCCAUUCUCGAAUUCCUGUGGAACACGCGCAAAGUGGCGGUCGAGGAAAGGGCGAGUUUCCUUGAAACGCUGAAGGAAGAGAUCAGAUUCGCGCUCGAUUGUGCAGCAAACACAAAGCCCGUUCGGAAACCCAAGUCGCAGUCUCCCGCGGGCAGUUCCACUCCUUCCUACGAUAAAUUACAGCAGCCACGAGACUCUCAGUAAAGAAAAAUAUAUCAGUUUUAAAUUACCGCAACUCUUGUGUGAAGUAAUCAUCUUUGCUCAUGUUUUAGUAAUAUUUUGUACUAUAUAUAAUUAAAUACGUAUUUCAGUCGUGUA
Cloeon dipterum is the source of this 2924-nucleotide messenger RNA. Its product is annotated as glutamate receptor ionotropic, kainate 2-like. Gene Ontology annotation, biological process: modulation of chemical synaptic transmission; monoatomic ion transport; synaptic transmission, glutamatergic. Gene Ontology annotation, molecular function: glutamate receptor activity; transmitter-gated monoatomic ion channel activity involved in regulation of postsynaptic membrane potential. The record is from RefSeq and is a predicted model, not a curated record. The transcript has 17 exons. Bases 108 to 2810 code for a protein of 900 amino acids. NCBI's taxonomy places the organism in Eukaryota, Metazoa, Arthropoda, Insecta, Ephemeroptera, Baetidae. Gene Ontology annotation, cellular component: plasma membrane; postsynaptic density membrane.